AUGGAGCUCGGGGGCCCCCGGGCGCCGCCGCCGCCGCUGCUACUGCCGCUGCUGCUGUUAGGGGUCGACCUCUUGCCUGCCAGCAGCCACAUAGAGACCCGGGCCCACGCAGAGGAGCGGCUCCUGAAGAGACUCUUCUCUGGCUACAACAAGUGGUCUCGACCAGUAGCCAACAUCUCAGAUGUGGUCCUUGUCCGCUUCGGCCUGUCCAUUGCUCAGCUCAUUGAUGUGGAUGAGAAGAAUCAGAUGAUGACAACAAAUGUAUGGGUGAAGCAGGAGUGGCAUGACUACAAGCUGCGCUGGGACCCCGGUGACUACGAGAAUGUUACCUCCAUCCGCAUCCCCUCUGAGCUCAUCUGGAGGCCGGACAUUGUCCUCUACAACAAUGCGGACGGGGACUUUGCAGUCACCCACCUGACCAAGGCCCACCUGUUCUAUGAUGGGCGGGUACAGUGGACACCCCCAGCCAUCUAUAAGAGCUCCUGCAGCAUCGACGUCACCUUCUUCCCCUUCGACCAGCAGAACUGUACCAUGAAGUUUGGGUCCUGGACCUAUGACAAGGCCAAGAUUGACUUGGUGAGCAUGCAUAGCCGCGUGGACCAGUUGGACUUCUGGGAAAGUGGGGAGUGGGUCAUCGUGGAUGCUGUGGGUACCUACAACACCAGGAAGUAUGAAUGCUGUGCCGAGAUCUACCCUGACAUCACCUAUGCCUUCAUCAUCCGCCGGCUGCCGUUGUUCUACACCAUCAACCUCAUCAUCCCGUGCCUGCUCAUCUCCUGCCUCACUGUACUGGUCUUCUACCUGCCCUCCGAGUGCGGUGAGAAGGUCACGCUGUGUAUCUCGGUGCUGCUCUCUCUCACUGUCUUCCUGCUGCUCAUCACCGAGAUCAUCCCGUCCACCUCGCUGGUCAUCCCCCUCAUCGGCGAGUACCUGCUCUUCACCAUGAUCUUCGUCACCCUCUCCAUCGUCAUCACGGUCUUUGUGCUCAAUGUACACCACCGCUCACCACGCACACAUACCAUGCCUGCCUGGGUACGCAGAGUCUUCCUGGACAUUGUGCCUCGUCUCCUCUUCAUGAAGCGCCCAUCUGUGGUCAAAGACAACUGCCGGAGACUCAUUGAGUCCAUGCACAAGAUGGCCAAUGCCCCUCGUUUCUGGCCAGAGCCUGAGGGCGAGCCUGGCAUCUUGAGUGACAUCCGAAACCAAGGCCUGUCACCUGCCCCAUCUUUCUGCAACCCUCUGAACACGCCAGUCGAGGCCCAGCCUACGUGCAAGUCACCCUCCCACAAGGCCCCUGAUUUGCAGACAUCACAGGUUGAGAAGACCAGUCCAUCACCUGGCCCCUGUCACUCACCCAACAGCACCAGGGUCCCGAUGCUCAUCAAAGCCAGGUCCCUGAGUGUCCAGCAUGUGCCCAGCUCCCAAGAAGCAGCAGAGGGUGGCGUCCGCUGCCGGUCUCGGAGUAUCCAGUACUGUGCUUCUCGAGAUGGAGCUGUCUCCCCGGCUGACAGCCAGCCAACUGGUUCGCCAGCCUCCCUGAAGGCCCAUCCAUCCAAGCUUCCACUGACAGACCAGACCUCUCCAUGCAAAUGCACAUGCAAGGAACCAUCCUCUGUGUCUCCAGUCACUGUUCUCAAGGCCAGAGGCCCAAAAGCACUCCCCCAACACCUACCCCUGUCACCAGCCCUAACACGGGCAGUAGAGGGUGUCCAGUACAUUGCAGACCACCUCAAGGCAGAAGACACCGAUUUCUCGGUGAAGGAAGACUGGAAGUACGUGGCCAUGGUCAUUGACCGAAUCUUCCUCUGGAUGUUCAUCAUCGUCUGCCUGCUGGGCACUGUGGGCCUCUUCCUGCCUCCCUGGCUGGCUGGUAUGAUCUAGAGACAUAGCAGUGGAAAGGCGAGCUUGGCCCAGCUCCCUGGUCUCUGUAGGGCCAUGCUACUCGCUAGUUACCCCCAUCUU
Molecule: messenger RNA, 1962 nt
Organism: Phodopus roborovskii (desert hamster)
Lineage: Eukaryota; Metazoa; Chordata; Mammalia; Rodentia; Cricetidae
Gene: Chrna4
Product: cholinergic receptor nicotinic alpha 4 subunit
Exons: 6
Coding region: 1-1881 (626 amino acids)
Biological process (GO): nervous system process; chemical synaptic transmission; signal transduction
Cellular component (GO): neuron projection; postsynaptic membrane; synapse
Molecular function (GO): transmembrane signaling receptor activity; acetylcholine-gated monoatomic cation-selective channel activity
Source: RefSeq, a predicted model, not a curated record